AUGGCAGGAAGUGGGACAGCUAGAUAUUCCAAGAUGACUGCGCUUAUCAACUACAGGCUACGAGUGACCCUUCAAGACGGAAGGGUUCUUGUAGGCCAAUUGAUUGCCUUUGAUAAACACAUGAAUUUGGUGCUCUCAGAUUGUGAAGAGUUCAGAAGGACAAAGAAAGCCUCUGCAAUUUCUUCUUCCAAGAAAAAGGCACUUUCUCAAGGACUUUCGCCAUCAAUUGCGGCUCUUGCUGCAAAUAUGGAAGAAAGGCGAACUCUUGGUCUGCUUGUACUUCGUGGAGAAAACGUCAUAUCCAUCGUUGUUGAAGCGGGCCCCCCUCCAGAUCUUUCUGCCUCUGCACAUUUCCAGAAAACCGCAAAUGCCCCACUGAUGCCCGGUGCUGCUGGGCCUGCUCCUGGGCUGGCAGGGGCUAUUAGAGGCGUUGCAGGCGGCACUGCAAUGCCUGCAUCGGCCAGACCGCCACCCAUGCCCAUGAUUCCCGGAAUCUCUCCAGGAAUGAUGCCUCCCCCUCCUGUGAUGCCCCACGGAAUGAUGCCACCGCUUUCAAUGAUGUCACAUGGAAUGGUGCCCCCUCUUCCUCAGAACAUGAUGAUGCCUCCUCCUCCUCCUCCUCAGUUCCACCCACCGCCAUCCUAG
Molecule: messenger RNA, 645 nt
Organism: Mitosporidium daphniae
Lineage: Eukaryota; Fungi; Microsporidia
Exons: 1
Coding region: 1-645 (214 amino acids)
Biological process (GO): mRNA splicing, via spliceosome
Cellular component (GO): U4 snRNP; U2 snRNP; U2-type prespliceosome
Molecular function (GO): RNA binding
Source: RefSeq, a predicted model, not a curated record